Molecule: messenger RNA, 3093 nt
Organism: Leopardus geoffroyi (Geoffroy's cat)
Lineage: Eukaryota; Metazoa; Chordata; Mammalia; Carnivora; Felidae
Gene: MOB3A
Product: MOB kinase activator 3A
Exons: 4
Coding region: 861-1673 (270 amino acids)
Biological process (GO): signal transduction; positive regulation of protein phosphorylation
Cellular component (GO): cytoplasm; nucleus
Molecular function (GO): protein kinase activator activity
Source: RefSeq, a predicted model, not a curated record
CUCAAGGCAAAGGCACCUUCUGGGGGCCGCCGCCCCUCGUCCGGGGGUCGGGAGGGGGGUGCAUGUGUUCCUGAGAGAAAGCUGUUUGCAUUUGAGGGGAAUUCUACCAUCAGGGAAGUUUUUUAGGAAAUCAUUGCUUCCACUUAAAAAACCUUCCCACUUCCUGAGAAGAGACCGAAAGCAGGCAGGAGCCCUGUAAGCCCCCCACUGCCCUGCCCCGCCCCACCUUCCAGAACCAUCCCCGUGUGCGUCUGGUCCGUGGCACGAAGGCGUGCAGACAGACCACCGCCCUGCGGUACCCCCGAGGCCACACUCCCAUGUCACACGGCGUGCUUCUGUCCUGUGUCCCCAGGUGACAGGGUCUCAGCUUAAACUCCCAGAGCCAUCCCCGGGAGGCCCCAGGUAAAAAGCGACAGCAGGGCACUGGCAGGCUGUGUUUGUCUCGCCCCGGGAUUGCUGUCCGGGGUGUAGCUUAGCCGCGGUGAAUAAGGAGCCGGGGAAUCAGGCGACCCACAGGAGGGGCUGCGGUGGCCCCCGUCUGGCUGGACAUAACCCCCACCCUGUCUCCUCAAGCGGAAGGGAGUCUGCAGGUUGAAGACAGACCUCGAACGAGGAAGUAUCUAAGCCGCGUCGGAGGAGGAGCAGAAGGUGGCCCACAGGGGAUUCCUGUCCCUUGACCUGUCCCCAGAGGGGCCUGAGAGCGGCCAGGUUUGCAGCGCGACCCCCCGGGGAGAUCUCGGGGGAGGCCGGGGACGCCGCGAAUCUCCGGUCCCCCGUCCCCGCGGCUGACAGCAGCGCCCUGCCCGGGGCCACUCUGCAGUAGGCCUCGCCGGGGAGCACGGGCCGGGCACGGGGCCACCAUGUCCAGCCCCUUCCUGAAGCAAGUUUUCAACAAGGACAAGACUUUCCGGCCCAAGCGCAAGUUCGAGCCGGGCACCCAGCGGUUCGAGCUGCACAAGAAGGCACAGGCGUCGCUGAACGCGGGGCUCGACCUGAAGCUGGCCGUGCAGCUGCCCCCCGGCGAGGAGCUCAGCGACUGGGUGGCCGUGCACGUGGUGGACUUCUUCAACCGCGUCAACCUCAUCUACGGCACCAUCGGCGACGAGUGCACGGAGCAGUCCUGCCCGGUCAUGUCCGGCGGCCCCAAGUACGAGUACCGCUGGCAAGACGAGCACCAGUUCCGCAAGCCCACGGCGCUGUCGGCCCCCCGCUACAUGGACCUGCUCAUGGACUGGAUCGAGGUGCAGAUCAACAACGAGGAGCUCUUUCCCACCCACGUUGGCACGCCGUUCCCCAAGAACUUCCUGCAGGUGGUGAGGAAGAUCCUGUCGCGACUGUUCCGCGUGUUCGUGCACGUCUACAUCCACCACUUCGACCGCAUCGCGCAGAUGGGCUCCGAGGCGCACGUCAACACCUGCUACAAGCACUUUUACUACUUCGUCAAGGAGUUCGGCCUCAUCGACACCAAGGAGCUCGAGCCGCUGCCUCGUGCCCCGAUACCCUCGUCAUUUCUCCCGUACCCAUGCUUCCAUUUCUUUCUGGGGCCAGCGAGACUUCCCCAGGCUGUGUGUAAAGGACGUGAGCUGGUGCUGACCUGCCCGCUGCUCCUGCACACCGAGGCUCCCGGGGUCUUGCCGUCGUGCAGAACGUGGCAAGAUGUCUUCGUGCCUUAGCGUUUACGCGUUGCCGCAGCCGCUCUCCCUCGACGACACUGCCUUUUGGGCCCUUCACAGAAUGGCUUGGGCCCCCCCCCCACCGGUUAUCUGUUCCGCUGUUCGUAAGGUUUGACGUGAAAUGAAGCCUGCGGGUCCCUUGAGACCGGAUCUGCUUUUCUGGGGUGUGGUUUCUGUCCUUCUCGUCUCGAUACCUGACGUCCCUCUCGUUCUUAACAGAAAGAAAUGACUGCACGGAUGUGCCACUGAGCGCCGCUUGGCCCUGCGGCCACCGAGGCAGUGCCCAGGGGACACUCUAGCCUGAGGGCCACGUCUCCAGAACAUGGGCCCAUGCUUUCUAGAAAGCCCAGCAAGUGAUCAGAGCUCCAUGCUGUCGCGGCUACGCUGAGCGCCGGGGUCGAGUCCUCCCUGGUCCCAGAUGCAGCAGCCGUGGGUCUGGCCACCCUGAGCCCGUCUCCUCGGCCGGCAUUGAACUUGGACUCCGUGGUUGUAUGUGUUGGGCACCUGGGAAAACCCACUGUGUUUGUAAAGCACUUGCGUUUGCCCACUGGGCCCGCACGGACCUGUGCCCUGCGGGCAGCCGGCGCCUGGGAGCCCCGUGUCUGCUUCACGACAGGUACGACAGGGACCCCGCAGCCUGCCUCCCGGCCCCCCCCCGGGCCCCUUCGUGGAUCAUGAAAGAUACGAUUUUUCUUUUCCUAUACAUGAGCCUGCCUCCCCCUUUAGAGAAAUAUCCCCUCUCCCGUGUGGACAACACAGGACGAGUCCCCUGGAACCGCUCUCCUGGGCGGGGUCUUUGAGUCUUGCCAGAUGUCAGCUGGCCAAAUGUCCUCCUGCAGAGCCUGCCAGCUUCACAUCAAAACCCUCUGUUUGCGUGGCCCUGUGCGGCUGUGGGAUCCGAAUCCCACCACUGUCUCCCACGGGCCCUGGGAGGGGUGGCCAGGGCCCCGUCGGGGGCUGCACCGAAGUGACCACGGGAAGCCCCGUCCUGCCCCAAGUUCGUGCCUCUGCCUGCCCACACAUCCUCCGUGGCCUCUCGCCGUGGCUGCCCUUCCAGUGUGGACCGUGCCGACUCAGUACCUCUGGGUGUCUGGGAUGCUCGCAGACGUGAGGGGCACCGUCACCCAACACCAAACAAGUGCAAUUAACAUGAGCUCGGACCUCGGUCCUUCCGGAAGCCUCCGGGGCCCAGCUCAGGGGGGGGCCUGGCAAGACAGCCUCCCAGGACGAGGAAACUGUCCAGUCGAAUGUCGCCCCUUCAAAUGCAAGACCACAGCCAAACCGCAGAACCACUGUGCGCCCCAGGGUUCCCAGCUGCUCCCGCCGUGCGGCCAGGCCGGGGACGGUGGCAGGGACCCUCUGCAUCCUCCCCGCCCACGGGUGUUCCCACCCGAGCAUCAGAAUAAAUUGUGCCAUUUUU